Messenger RNA from Micromonas commoda, 1293 nucleotides. RefSeq names its product cysteine endopeptidase. The record is from RefSeq and is a predicted model, not a curated record. The transcript has a single exon. Gene Ontology annotation, molecular function: cysteine-type endopeptidase activity. Gene Ontology annotation, cellular component: lysosome. NCBI's taxonomy places the organism in Eukaryota, Viridiplantae, Chlorophyta, Mamiellophyceae, Mamiellales, Mamiellaceae. Bases 7 to 1173 code for a protein of 388 amino acids.
GCGACUAUGCAGCGAUCGUCUUUCUUCCUCGCGGUGCUCGUGGCCAUCAUCGCGGCGUUCGCCGCGACAGCCUCGGCCGCGCGCCUGACGCCACCCCUCGUGCUGGGAGCUUCGGGACGCGCCAGCAACAACGACGUCACCACCCUAAAAUCCCGCCCCACGGACGCCAAGCCCAAGGUGUUCAACGCGUUCAAGCGGAUGCCCGGCCACGAUAAGCGCGAGCACGUCGUCAGCGCCCGUCCCCACGAGUACAUCGACGCGACGAAGCUUCCCAAGAGCUUCACCUGGUCGGACGUCGAGGGCGUCAACUACCUGACGAAGAUGCUGAAUCAGCACGUGCCCCAGUACUGCGGAUCUUGCUGGGCGCACGGCGCGAUGUCGUCGCUCGCCGAUCGCAUCAAGAUCGCGAAGGGCCCCCACGCGAAGGGUCCCGACGUCAACCUCGCCAUCCAGUUCAUCCUCAACUGCGGCACGGAGGUUGCCGGAUCGUGCCACGGGGGUUCCGCGACGGGAGCCUACCAGUUUGUCAAGGAGGCUGGAUUCGUGCCUUUCGAGACCUGCCUGGUGUACGAGGCGUGCAGCGCCGAGUCCUCCGAGGGCAGCUGCGCCGCGGGCGACGUCUCCAGGUACGAGUGCAAGCCCGAGAAUACGUGCAGGACCUGCUCCACCUUCUCCGACAUGGGCGGCUUCUGCUCGGCGCUCGACUCGUUCCCAAACGCGUCAAUCGCCGAGUACGGCGAGGUGAGCGGCGAGAAGGAGAUCAUGGCCGAGGUGUACGCUCGCGGACCCGUCGCCGCGGGGAUCGACGCCAACCUCCUGGACGAGUACACCGGCGGCAUCCUGGAUCAACCCGCCGACUACGAGUACGAGAUCAACCACAUCGUCGCCAUCGUCGGCUGGGGCGAGACCAAGAAGGGCGAGAAGUACUGGAUCGUGAGGAACUCGUGGGGCGAGUACUGGGGCGAGAUGGGCUUCUUCCGCAUCGUCCGCGGUAAGAAGGCCCUCGGCAUCGAGGAUGAAUGUUCCUGGGCCACGCCCGCGUCCUGGACCACGCACAACCAGGGAUGCUACGAGGAUGGAAGCAACUGCGUCGCCGCGGCUGCGUACGUUGACCCAGCCACAGCUGGCGUGCGCCCAUUCGGCGAGAUCCUCGGCGCUGGAGCUAAACCCUAAACCCGGGAUCGAGGCGUGGAACGGACGGCGGAACGGCGCGGCGAGAGAGAUUUUUUAGCGAGCGUUUGUACAUAUCAUUCAACCCGGCGCUCGCCCCAACGCGUGUACUGCCGGUAAAGC